AUGUCUAAUACGAGUAGCGAUGCCUUGUCAGCAUCCACAUCCUCCUUCGUCACUUCCCUAGUCACCAACACGGCUAUAGCGGGAGGUGAAUUGGUGGCGUUCAUUAUUUUUAGACGAUGGAUCAAAGCUAUCUAUGAACCACGAACUUACAUUCCACCUAAAGACAGUCAAGCUCCUGUUUUGGGCAAGAGCAUCUUCAGUCCAUUAUGGCGUAUAGUAAUGGCCGACCCCGAAGAGAUCCUUCAUAAGAACGGAGUAGAUCCCUACGUCUUCGUCCGAUUCCUGAUCAUGAUGUCCAAAGCGAUGGUACCCAUCUGGUUGAUAUCUUGGUUGAUCCUCUUACCUGUGGACUCAGCACAUUCGACAAAUGGUUCGAAAGAUGGUUUGGAUAGGUUCACUUUUGGAAAUGUGGCGAAGGAUAAACAGAGCAGAUAUUGGGCGCAUCUGAUUCUUGAUUACUGUUUUAUCUUCUGGUUUUUAUGGCUCAUCUGGGGUGAAAUGCAGCAUUGGCUGGUAGUCCGACAACGACAUCUGAUCAACCCUAGUCAUUCCAAGCUUGCUCAAGCAAACACCGUCUUGGUCACAGGUAUUCCUAAGCACUAUCUGGAUGAAGAGAAAUUAGAACAGCUUUUCCAGCAUCUACCAGGAGGUGUCAAGAGAAUCUGGUUGAAUAGAAACCUCAAGGACAUGCCAGAUUUACACGAUCGUCGAGUGUUCGCUACCAACAAACUUGAGUCCGCUCAAGUAGAUCUCAUCAAAUUCGCCAGGAAAUGGAAGAUACAGAGAGAAGGAAAAGUCGAAAAAUUGGAGCAUAAACAUAAACAGGUACCACCUACACUCACCGGACCCAACAAUCCUCAACUUCUACCUGGACAAGAAGGUCAGACACCGGCCGGACCAACUGGACCACCUAGAGUUGUUCAUCCGGAUCCUGAAAGGGGAGAUGACAGAGAACCACCUUUCCCCUCGAUCGAAGAAUUGGGUAGAGCAGAUCAACUUGUACCCCGAAACAAACGACCUACAUAUAGGAUCAAACCGAAAUGGGCGCCUUUUGGUCUAGGGUUCUUGGGGAUCGGUAAGAAGGUAGAUGCAAUUGAUUGGGCAAGAAAGGAAAUUCAGUAUACUACGACUGAAUUAGAGAAAGGUAGAGAACUUUUAGAACAGGAUAUUAGUAGUCCCGGUACGAGCGCGGAUCAUUAUCCGCCUCUGAGUUCGGCUUUCAUACAUUUUAAUCAACAGAUUGCGGCUCAUAUGGCUGCUCAGUGUCUGACUCAUAAUCAACCAUACACCAUGGCAGCCAGAUAUACGGAACAAUCCCCUGCGAAUGUGAUAUGGAGGAAUCUGAGUUUGAACCCUUACGAACACAAAGUUAGGCAAGCGUUAUCUUGGGCUGCUACUGUUGGUAUGAUUAUCGCUUGGGCCACUCCUGUCGCAUUCGUUGGUGUUUUAUCGAAUAUCAAAACCCUGACUGAACACUUCAAAUGGCUGAGCUGGAUCAACGGUGAUGGAUUUGGCAAGACCCUUCUUCAAGGUGUCAUCAGUGGUAUCUUGCCUCCGGUAUUGUUGGCUGUAUUGAUGGCCUUAUUACCGAUUAUUUUGAGGCAAUUGCUGGCAUUUGAAGGUAUCCCAAGUAAGACAGGUGUCGAAUUGAGCUUGAUGACUAGAUACUUCAUCUUCCUCGUCAUCCACACAUUCAUCGUUGUCACCUUGACUUCCGGUCUGAUCAGUUCAGCUCAGGAGUUUAUUAAUAACCCUGGGUCAAUCGCAACGACUUUAGCUUCUCAGAUGCCUACUGCGUCGACAUUCUUCAUCACACUCGUUCUAACCCAAUUCACCGGGACUAUGGGCACUCUCCUGCAGAUCGUUUCCCUUGUGUUGUAUUACGUUAAGAUCAUUCUUUUCGGUGGUUCUCCACGUUCCGUAUAUCGAUCAAGAUACAAGCUGAACACCCAGAAAUGGGGUACCACUUUCCCUGCUAUCACAGUGUAUGCUGUUAUCAUGAUUGCCUACUGCAUCAUCUCACCGAUCAUCAACGGUUUCGGCGCGGCAUUCUUCCUUUUCGCUUACCUCGUGUACAAAUACCUUUUCAUCUGGGCAUACGAUCAACCUCCCGAAACCGACACCGGAGGAUUGUUCUUCCCUAAAGCUAUUACACACUUGUUUGUGGGCAUGUACAUCCAAGAAGUUUCCAUGGCGGCUCUGUUCUUCCUCGCGAGGGAUAAUAACGGGAACGCAAAGGCUAUUCCGCAAGGUGCUUUGAUGAUUGUGUUGAUCGCUAUCACAAUCGCAUUCCAUUUUACUCUCAUCAAUUCUUACGGUCCCCUCAUCCACUCUCUCCCCCUAUCACUCGCUCACCUCAGUUUUGGUAUGCCCUCUGAGAAGGGUCACGAACAAAGUAUCAUUGGUGAAGAUUAUGCGGAUGAUGCGCCUAGAACCAAUCAAGAUACAGGUUUCAACUCAUCGAAAGAACGGUUGACGAUCGGUGCAGCAGGACAAGGAAUGAAUGACGAGCCCAUCACACCUUCUUCGUCUAAUGAUACACCCACAAAGGGGCAGAACGAGAAGAGCGUAGAAGAAAGAGAGAGGAUGCAAGAAGUCAAUGACGGGUUGGAACCGCCUACACAAAGGGAUUUCGCAUAUGCAGCUAAUGGUGAUGAUGUGGAAUUGGGUAUAAGUCAUUCCUAUGAGAAUCAUCGAGAAGAAGAAGAAACAUUAUCAUCGCCUACUGCACCUGGACCACCCGUUACGGAAAUCCCUCAAAGUAAUGGUAGACCAAGUUCAUUGAGAUCUAGAAAAUCGACCAAAUCCACUAAAUCAAGUUCGGAAGAAACGGUUUAUUUCGCUGUUCCUGGUGGACCGGGAGUUAUCAAUCGAAAGAAAUACCUGGAUGAUGGUAAUGAUCCUAAGGCGUUCUUCCAUCCUGCUACGAAGGAACCCCAGAGGAUCAUAUGGUUACCUGAAGAUCAACUUGGAUUAUGUGUGGCGGAGAUUGAGAGGAAUGAAAAAGAGGGAAUCAAAAGUAGUUCAAAGAAUGCUUGGUUGAAUGAAAAGGGCAAGGUACAGAUAUCUGGACCGCCACCAGAUGAUGUUUGA
Messenger RNA from Kwoniella botswanensis, 3093 nucleotides. RefSeq lists its product as uncharacterized. The transcript has 15 exons. The record is from RefSeq and is a predicted model, not a curated record. Bases 1 to 3093 code for a protein of 1030 amino acids. NCBI's taxonomy places the organism in Eukaryota, Fungi, Basidiomycota, Tremellomycetes, Tremellales, Cryptococcaceae. Gene Ontology annotation, molecular function: calcium-activated cation channel activity. Gene Ontology annotation, cellular component: plasma membrane.